AUGUGUCCCCAGACCUUGCCUUCUCCCAACUCUCCCUAUCAGCCGUAUGCCAAAAGAUACGUCGAUGGUCCUGCAUCUGGCUCAACGGCCGCAGAGAUUGUGAAAGAUCUCGGCCUCGAGGGCAAGCUGCAAGACAAGGUCAUUUUGAUUACUGGAGCAUCGGCCGGACUCGGUCAUGAGACUGCUCGCGCCCUUCACACCACUGACGCAAAGCUCUACCUAAUAGGCCGUGACCUAGCCGAAGGCCAAGCCGUCGCUGAUGGGCUCGUUGCAAGCAAUCCUAGCGGCCAAAAGCCCGUCCUGAUCGGCUUGGAGCUAAGCAAUCUUGAGAGCAUCAGGAAAGCAGCCAAGCAGUUCCUCGAUCAGCAAACACGCCUUGAUGGUCGCACCAUCGAUGGUUUCGAGACUCAGCUUGGUACCAAUUACUUUGGCCACUUUCUGCUCUUCCACCUCAUCAAGUCCGCAUUACUUGCGAGCGGUACUUCAGAGUCUCCCAGUCGUGUCAUAACCCUCUCCAGCGCGGGUCACAAGGCGGGAGGCGUCUUCUUCGAUGAUUUGGACCUGAGCAAGCAAGGUUACAACCUCAUGGUCGCUUACGCCCAGAGCAAGACGGCUACCAUCCAUCUGGCAAAUUUCUUCGACCGUCACUACAGCGCAUCAAACAUUCGCGCUGUGUCCGUUCACCCGGGAAUGAUCUUUGAGACUCAGCUCGAUCGCCAUAUGUCGCAAGAAGAGCUUGCUGCAUUCGCUCCCAUGGCACCCUUCGCAAGACCUACUGCACAGGGUGCAUCAACCACUGUCUGGGCAGCGCUUGAUCCUCACUCCAGAAAACACGGUGGUGUGUACCUUGCCGAUACAGGUGUCUCAAGCGCCGCUACAGAAGAUGAGCACUUCAUUGGACCUGGAUAUGCUCCUCAUGCAUAUGAUGAGGCAGCUGAAGAAAGGCUGUGGAAGCUUAGCUAUAGCGUCGUCGGUCUGAGAGAUGAUAGUGACUCAAUAUCCUGUUCUGUUUGUUGA
Aureobasidium musti is the source of this 1017-nucleotide messenger RNA. The record is from the annotation of a GenBank genome assembly. NCBI's taxonomy places the organism in Eukaryota, Fungi, Ascomycota, Dothideomycetes, Dothideales, Saccotheciaceae.